CUUGCCUAGAGAAUUCAAGGGUUCACGGUCGAGACACUGCGGAGGUCGGCGCCCUACGAAAUGUUAAUGCCUCAUCUGAACAUCACACGACUGCUGGCGCUCGUUGGUCUGAGCUAAAAGGUCUCUAUCUCAAUUCACAGCACUACCCCGCCACCCCGCAACGCUCUCCGCAUAGACAAUGGCUCCAGCAACGGUAGACAGCGCGGUCGAGAAAGACAACCUUUUCAUUCCUCUCAUUGACUUCUCCCUAUUCCUCAAUGGCACUCCCGCGGAAAAGAAGGCAACUGCGGACGCUCUUUUGAAGGGCUUCCAGCAGGCUGGUUUCAUUUACCUCAAAAACCACGGCAUACCCCUCACAGAAGUCUCUAACGUCUUCUCUUCCUCGGCCGAAUUCUUUAAGCGCCCCCAGGCGCAAAAGGACGAGCUUGAGUGGUAUAGCGCGAAAGCCAAUCGCGGUUACACUGCCCAUGGCCGCGAGAAAGUCACACAACUGGCGGACAAAGGAGAUGUCGAGGCCCUACGCGCGGCCGUUCCAGACCUAAAAGAGAGUCUGGAGAUUGGUAGGGAAGGCGAAGAGGGGUGCCCCAACAUGUGGCCGGAUAAGUUUGACGAGGAGGGAAAGGCAUUUAAGAAAGUGAUGCUGCAGUUCCAUGGGCUAUGCAAGGGCUUGCACGUCGAGGUUAUGAGGGCAAUAGCUCUCGGAUUGGGCAUCGAUGCGGCAUGGUUUGACAGCUUUACGGAUCAGGGAGACAACACCUUGCGGUUGCUGCAUUAUCCAGCAGUGAAGAGGGAUGUCUUCAAGAGAGAUGACGGCCUACAACAGGUUAGAGCAGGCGAACACACAGAUUAUGGUUCCUUGACGCUACUCUUCCAGGACGAUCGAGGAGGUCUCCAGGUCCUCUCGCCCGACAAGACUUUUGUGGAUGCAACCCCUAUCCCAGGCACGAUUGUCGUCAACGCUGGAGACUUGCUCGCAAGAUGGUCGAAUGACAGUAUCAAGAGCACCAAGCAUCGAGUAGUAGAGCCUCCCCUGAAGAAGGGCCAAGAAAUUGGAGAUACUUACCCACCACGUUACUCGGUGGCGUACUUCUGCAAUCCCAACUUCGACAAAUUCAUUGACGCGAUCCCGGGAACGUAUGAGUCCGUAAGCAAGAAGUACGAGGGAGUGAACAGCGGAGAAUAUUUGGUCAGGAGAUUGGAGGCUACCUAUUGAGC
Molecule: messenger RNA, 1215 nt
Organism: Mytilinidion resinicola
Lineage: Eukaryota; Fungi; Ascomycota; Dothideomycetes; Mytilinidiales; Mytilinidiaceae
Product: thymine dioxygenase
Exons: 3
Coding region: 179-1213 (344 amino acids)
Molecular function (GO): dioxygenase activity
Source: RefSeq, a predicted model, not a curated record